Messenger RNA from Nothoprocta perdicaria, 1305 nucleotides. It is a transcript of the gene DNAAF6, whose product is annotated as PIH1 domain containing 3. NCBI's taxonomy places the organism in Eukaryota, Metazoa, Chordata, Aves, Tinamiformes, Tinamidae. Gene Ontology annotation, biological process: axonemal dynein complex assembly; flagellated sperm motility. The coding region runs from base 144 to 740 and encodes 198 amino acids. Gene Ontology annotation, molecular function: dynein intermediate chain binding; protein-folding chaperone binding. The record is from RefSeq and is a predicted model, not a curated record. Gene Ontology annotation, cellular component: cytoplasm. The transcript has 6 exons.
GGGCAUCUCCUGCAGGUUUGGGACAACAUUUGUCGUUCUGGAGCACAGCAGGGAAAUGGUCUGUGUUUGAGGAAGGCCCCUUUGGAAAAGGAGCUCUUUUCUUCACCUGUCCCCUGUGUUUCUUGUGCAGGUGGGCAGUGGGCAUGGAUCUGGAUCUGGAUGGUAUUUCCUCAGUGUCGUCUCUGCAGUCCCUUGCCAAGCUGCUUGGUGAUCCUCCAAAAGAUGAUGAGGAUGAUGACGAUGAGUGUGGGCCACACAGCUCUGUUAGUGCCAUGGGUCCUGGGAAUAUCGGACCAGUAAAGAAAGAGACUGCUGUUGCAGGUCCUGCUCAAGUGAAAUCUGAAAACAGUAAAACUAUUUGGAGUGCAGAAGAGGUCCCGGAAGGAUCAGAAUAUGAGGACACUUGGGAUCCUCGGGAGCAGCCAGAGUAUGAGAUUCUGUUCAAGCAGCGGGUGGGAACAGAGGACAUGUUCCUCGGGAUGAGCAGGAAGGACGCGUCCACAGCCUGCUGCGAGGACAUGGUGAUUAAAAUCAAACUUCCAGAGACAAAGUUCUCAGACAUCACUUUAGAUCUCCAGGAUAARGUCCUUGACCUUCGAACCCCCCAAAAGAAGCUGUUGCUGCACCUUCCCCACCCAGUGGACAGCAGGAAUGGAAAAGCUCAUUUUCACUCUGAAGAGGAGAUCUUGGAAGUCACCUUGAGGAUGACAAGGGAGCUUGACUUCAUCAACUUUGCCUAACGCAUAAAGAAGUUGGAAAAAAAUUCAAAAAGGAUCCCUGUCCAUUUGAAAUCUUCUCAAGUGCCAGUCAUCAAAUAGUAGAUUGUUCCCCUUGAACAGUCCAGGAGGAGAAGUGCUCCAGCAGUGCUGGAGAAAUUAAAUGAGUUAGGAGGGAAAAACGAGAAAGGAAAGGACAUAUUUAAAACACCUAGAGAACCUGCCAGCUGGGGCUGCCCAGCCCUGGCUGCUCUGGUUAACAUUGCAUUGAGCUUCCUGCAGGGUGGCACAAGGUGAGGAGCAGCACAGGGAGGCUCUGGCCCCACACUGGUGCUUUGAAGCUGUGAGAGCCCAACCUGACUUCCAUUUAGAGAAGCUGAGAUCCAGGCGAGUCCRGAAUUCACUCCUAGCUCUUUCUACAUGAGUGUCUGUAAGCUUUUCAGUUUAUUUUCACAUCUGAGGCUCACUGACAGUGGCAGAAGACGACGCCCUGCUAGACUGUAGAGCAGCUUAGCUCUUUUGAAUAAUUUUUGGCAAUAUGUGGUCCAGCGUCAUCUAUUCACCUGCUCUCCAGCUGCUCUUCUGAUCU